AUGGACUCGAGUUACUCAGCCCUGCACAGUGCCACAGGACUGAGUGUAUACCAGGAGCCAGCGGUGCAGAAGGCAGCACCUGGAAGUAGUGUGACGUUCACUUGCCAGGUGGACGAUGCCCAGAAUGUCGAGAAACUCUGGGUCAUAUGGAACAAGGACGAGGUCCUCCUGUGCCAGGCCCGGGUCAACUAUAGGAGCUUCAGCCAAGGGACCUGUGGCCCCCGGGGCCGGUUCUCCUGGAGGCCGCCUGGCGUGUUCAGCCUGCAGCUGAGCCCCAUGAGCAGGAACGACAGCGGCCACUACACAUGUUGCUUCACCCUGGAGAUCCCCAGCUUGGAGGAGGUCUCAGGCAAUGGGACACGGCUCCAGGUGGAGGAGACAGACAGCAAGCGCACUGACGCCCGGGAGACGGACAGCUUUCCAGGACUCUACUCCGUGCUGCUGGUGGUAGGGAUGGUGACUGUGACCCUGGUCAUCCUGGGGACUGCCGCCUGCAUCUGGCGCCGCUGCUUUUGCCGCCACCGCCACUCUGGGAACCCGCCCGAGAAUCCUCUCUACAGUAAUGUUCCCUACCGUCCCCGGCACACCCCAAAGAAGACUGCAGACUGGCCUGUGGAAGGGAAGGUUCUGGAAGGCCACCAAGAAGAUCAGAAAGACCAGGGCGUCUACGCUACCACUCUGCCCAAAUCUCCCAGGCCCCAGCAGCGGUUGAUUCCCAAAACUUGCCUCAGCCCCAACCCCAAAAUCAAGCAUCCGGUCUCUGUAGCAGGAGCCACCUCUGGCCAGUGGGGCCCAAGAAGGCUUCUUGAAGCGGACAGAAGAAUGGUCAGCGGGCCGGCGAGGACACCGCCUCCUAGUGGCCGCAGGAAGAUGUGA
Molecule: messenger RNA, 876 nt
Organism: Sorex fumeus (smoky shrew)
Lineage: Eukaryota; Metazoa; Chordata; Mammalia; Eulipotyphla; Soricidae
Gene: TMIGD2
Product: transmembrane and immunoglobulin domain containing 2
Exons: 5
Coding region: 1-876 (291 amino acids)
Biological process (GO): B cell differentiation; B cell receptor signaling pathway
Cellular component (GO): B cell receptor complex; external side of plasma membrane
Source: RefSeq, a predicted model, not a curated record